AUUUAAAUAUUGAUCAAACAUAAUAUUUUGCGAAAAAAGCUGUAAUUUGUUUACCACUUUUAUAUAGUUUCCCAAUUAAUUAUUUUGUACAAUUUAAAUAUGGACGUAGUAUCGCAAGGCGAAGUGGAUUUGUUUAUAGAUUGUAUCAGCGAAUCCAAGUUGGACGAAUUGGGCACAAAAAAAUGGUUCGAAAACCACGAUCGAUUGCAAAAACUUAACCAGCAGGCAACAUUGGAAGCGACUGAACAUCGAGAGGAGUACAUCAAAGAUCAAAUCAUCAGUCGUGGAAAAGUACCGGUGUUAGUGUAUGAAGCCGUCUGCGUAUCACUGUGGAGGGAAAAAGUGCUACCAGAGCUGUUGCGCAUAUCGUCAAAUGCUGAUCAAUCGUUUACGGUCUACUUUGUUCUUUUUCAUGAAACCGUUGCUGUAGGAUUGUUGCAAAAGAUAUUGUUCCAUGAAGACGGAGUUCAAGCUCUUGGCAACAAUGCAUUGGAUUUAUUCGAUCACGUAAUCAUGUCGAUCACUCACUUAGCAAUAGGGGACUCCAACAACUUCUGUAUUGGCGUCAAAAUGAGAGAUGCCGAGGUCAAAGACGAUAUAGCAGAACAAAAACACAGAAUACAAUUUGACGUAGGCAUCGAGUGCAUUGGCAUUAUGUUCAACAUGCUGCUACAUUUAAAAAGCUUGUCGUUAACUGUUGCCGCUCGGAUGACUAUGAACAACGACGUGCCAAUGUUAAUUUGCCAUUUGUUAAAUACAAAGCCGUGGGUCAAAUUAGAAGGUGACAAAACGUACACGUUUCAAGAUAACACAUGGAAAGUUAAGAAUAAAAUUGAUAAUCAAAUACCAAAACAUGAAGCUCAUUUGUGGAUGAGUCUUCACGAAUUUUUUAUGGCUGAACAAUUGCGCAAUAAUUAUGAAAUCACUCAGUUCAGGAAAAGAAAUCUUGCCCAAUUACAAAAUUUGCUCAAUGACAACAUUUUGAAUCAAAUAUCACCGUUAAUAAAUUUAAAACAAUGUUUAUACCGAUUAACACUCACCGAUGCCCCAACUACUACUAAGCGUCCUCUUUUUAUAGAAAUUACAGCUGAGAUAAGACCUACUCUGCUGAAUGCUUAUUCUAAGCGAUGGAAAAAAAUUGCAAAAUCACAAGUGUUGCAUCUGUUUGGAAAUGAUUCUCACGAUAUUGCAAAGUCAUUAAGUGAAACUUAUGAGCAUAUAGCAAUUUUCGAAGUUCAAGACAACGUUUGUGCCAACUGUCGACAACCAGCAAAAAAUCGUUGUUCUCAAUGUAAAAAUCAGUGGUACUGUAGCAGGAAAUGUCAAGUGGGCGAUUGGCAACAGCACAAAAAAAACUGUCAAUAAUAUCAACCGAUAGCAGAUUCGUAGUUCGUCUAUUUUCUAUUAUAACAAAUUUGAAAUUAAAAUACUUCAUUCAAUAAAUUUAUCUAUUAUGUCCAUCAUCGACUCUGGUUUUGGUUUGUCACAUAUUCCAGUCAAAGCAUAUCCGGCUUCUUCAAUAGCAGAUGCUGUAGUUGGGCCAAUAGAAAAUAUCUGAAAAUUGUUUUUUUUUUAAUAAAUAAAAUUAAUAUAAAUUUGAUUGCAAUAUUUAUUUUGUAUCUG
Molecule: messenger RNA, 1623 nt
Organism: Adelges cooleyi (spruce gall adelgid)
Lineage: Eukaryota; Metazoa; Arthropoda; Insecta; Hemiptera; Adelgidae
Gene: Zmynd10
Product: zinc finger MYND domain-containing protein 10
Exons: 11
Coding region: 100-1365 (421 amino acids)
Biological process (GO): motile cilium assembly; inner dynein arm assembly; outer dynein arm assembly
Cellular component (GO): centriolar satellite; cytoplasm
Source: RefSeq, a predicted model, not a curated record